Messenger RNA from Oncorhynchus keta (chum salmon), 4810 nucleotides. RefSeq names its product zinc finger CCHC domain-containing protein 3-like. Gene Ontology annotation, molecular function: nucleic acid binding; zinc ion binding. NCBI's taxonomy places the organism in Eukaryota, Metazoa, Chordata, Actinopteri, Salmoniformes, Salmonidae. Bases 3563 to 4810 code for a protein of 415 amino acids. The record is from RefSeq and is a predicted model, not a curated record. The transcript has 3 exons.
UGAUGUGCGUCUUUCAGGCGACGCUUGCCAGCGUGACGUAUAAUCUAGUGGACGGUUCUUCAUAAACAUCUCGUCAACCACCUCAGCUUGCUAGCCAACUUAGCCGAAAGAUUCAUGCUAUUUAUACGCUUUCGGUGUAUAUUAGCUAUUGUGUUUUCGACACACUUAGGUCGUAUCUACUUGUUAACCUAUUUAAUUUUACGUUAUUUUGUAUUAGUCAGCUAUAGUAGCUGGCUGGUUAAAUUAGUACUAGCCUAGUCGCUAAUGAUUGCUAGCUAACACCCCCGACCAUGAGCUCCCUAAACUACUCUCCUCCUGUUAAAGAAGAGGUGGUCUGCUGGUCGGAGAAAGAAGCUCUGGCGCUGAACAUUGUCGUGAAAUAGGAGGAGGAAGAAGAGGAUAUCACAGUAAAAAUAGAAGUAGAUGGUGAGGCUGUUACAGUGAAAGAAGAAGAGAAAGACGUUUCAGUGAAAUAAGAGGAAGAUGCGUUCAGAGUGAAAGAGGAGGAUGUUACAGUAAAAGAAGAGGAGGAUGAGAAAGAGGAGGGUGCGGUUUUUGGAGUGACGGAGGAGGAGAUGACUGUCACAUUGGAGGAAGGAGAGGAGGUUGGAGAUCUAGUUAACACUUGAGAGAGACGGGACUAUUGUGGAUCCUCUGGGGAGCCUCAACAACAUCAUGAUGCUGACGAGGCAGAGAAGAGUCUCUCCAGAUCAGAACACCUCAACAAACACCUGCAGAGAUCCACAGGGAAUAAAUCUCAUUCCUGCUCUGACUAUGGGAAGAGAUUCACCUCCUCAUCAGAGAAUACACACAAGGGAGAAAUGUUUUAGCUGUCCUCAAUGUGGGAUGAGUUUUACUCGGUCAUCCAGCCUGAUAUCACACCAGAGAACGCACACAGGAAAGAAAUCUUAUAUCUGUGCUCAAUGUGGGAAGCGUUUUGAUCUAGUGUUCUGACAGUGCACCAGAGAAUACACACAGGAGAGAAAUCCUAUAGCUGUACUCAAUGUGAGAAGAGUUUUACUCGGUCAUCCAGCCUGAUAUCACACCAGGGAAUUCACACAGGAGAGAUAUCUUAUAUCUGUGAUCAAUGUGGGCAGCUGAAUGUACACCAGAGAACACACACAGGAGAGAAAUAUGAUAUCUGUUAUCAAUGUGGGAACAGUUUUGGUAGAUCUGGGCAGCUGACUGUACACCAGAGAACACACACAGGAGAGAAAUCUUAUAGCUGUGAUCAAUGUGGGAAGAGUUUUGGUCGAGCUGGGCAGCUGACUUUUCACCAGAGAACACACACAGGAGAGAAAUCUCAUAGCUGUGCCCAGAGAUAAUCUGAUAAAAGAUCUCUGAUCACAUAUUAGAAAAUACAUACAUGAAGGAGAAAUUAAUGUCACAAUGUAGAAUGUUUUAACAUUGUAGAAGGAGUAUUUUAAUGACGUCACAUUGUAGAACCAUAAAUGGUUGUCCCCUUUUUUCUAUUGAUUUCAACAUGAUAUGGAUAUCCAGGCUCCGAAUUGAAUGUAUUAUUUAUGAAAUUCAACAAAAAGUGUUUAACAAAAAAAGAGUUGCGUUACACUUACCACGUUGGUGACCCACUUGAAUCAAAAUGCAACACUUCAAAACGUAGCGAGCUGUUUUCUACAAAUUGUCCUCUAACCAGUGAUGUGCACAUUAUUCCCAGAUUCUGUGUGGUUUUUGAGCCGUUAGUUUUAACAGGACAUGCAAUCUCAUCUCCCCCUUUUUUCGUGCAAUUGAUUUCAACUUGAUAUCGAUAAGUGAUGACAAAUAAGUGUUGUGUUCCUUUGUUUAGUGACCCCUACAUUUAAAUGCAUCACUCCAACAUGUAGCUGAAUGUCUUCUGCAGGUUGUCCUCUAACCAGUGAGGUAAAAGAUAUCUCUCAUUUCCAUGUGUUUUGUUUAGUUAUGUUAGUUUCAACAGCACAUAAUCCUGAUUUUCCCCACUAAUUGAUAUCAGUGAUUUAUUGCUACUUGUCAAAACAAGUGUUUCUGAUUCUUGUGCAGUUUAUAAGGAGCUUGUUUAAAAAAUACAAGUAAUAUGAUUAUUGUGGCAGGUGUUUGUGUAUAUGGGACGGCAGGGUAGCGUAGUGGUUAGAGCAUUGGGCUAGUAACCGAAAGGUUGCAAGUUCAAAUCCCCGAGCUGACUUGGUACAAAUCUGUCAUUCUCCCCCUGAACAAGGCAGUUAACCCACUGUUCCUAGGCUGUCAAUAAUAAUUUGUUCUUAACUAACUUGCCUAGUUACAUAAAUAAUAUGUUUAUGUUUUCAAUUUAUCACAAACUGUUUCUGCAUAUUGGUUAUUGAUUUGGACACGUUAAAACUGUUUUGACAUUGGGACCAUCCCACCGAGCAAAAUGUCAUGAGACAGAAAACUUUGGCCGACGUCCAAAAUACGUCCAGUUUUGGUUGAAAAUACGUAUUUUUCAGGUUGAUUCAACUACUUGAAAACAACUUGAUUUAAAUGUCUAUGAACAAUUUUGCUAACAAUCCUACAAAAUUCCAGUAUUUCUUUACAACAUUCAAAUGCUAUUGUCUUUAUUCCACGACUGAAGAAGCAUGACUCAAAUCACCGACUCAUAUUUCAAACAUUCAGCCUGACAAAAUAUGCAUGUUUUAUUAUUCCAUGCCUCACCAUGAAGUGAAUUAUUGACACAAAUGUCAUUGAAAAGUAGACUAUGCAUGACCUCCAAUAUUCAUUCGGUUGUAGUUGAAAAUAUGUAUUUUCGGGUCAUUUUUUAAAUUAUUUAAAACAAUGUAAUUUCAACGUACUUUCAGUAGCCGAGUGGUUAGAGCGUAACCGAAAGGUUGCUGGAUCGAAUCCCCGAGCUGACAAAAGGUAAAAAUAUGUUGUUCAGCUCCUGAAUAGGGCAGUUAGUCCACUGUUCCUAGGCUGUCAUUGUAGAUAAGAAUUUGUUCUUAACGGACUUGCCAAGUUAAAUAAAAAGUGGACUAGAGUUCUUGAAGCUAGUGAGUUUCCUGAUUCUAUAAAGAAAAAUGUGAAAAAAUAAUACUAUUGUAUAUUAUUAUUUAGAAGUACGUGUUUUUAAUUGUUGACAGCCAGUAGACACCAUGUUUAUAUUAGUGAAGGUGAAGCAUUGUAGUUGAUUAUAAUGUGAAAUGGAAGUUGUUUUCUGUUGGUUAGCAAACUUGUCCAACAAAAAUAUAGUAUAUAUUUGUUGUCUAAAGGGGAAAGUGUUACAGGCGUUGGUUUUUCCAUUUGUUUUGAGGUUGGACUUUAGCACGUAGGAAAGGGGGAUACCUAGUCAGUUGUAUAACUGAAUGCAUUCAACUGAAAUGUGUCUUCAGUGCACUGAUUGGUGUCACCUCGUUAGUCAGUAUGUGUUACACCUGUGCUGGCUUGUCCAUCUCGUUAGUGGGAAGGUGUUUCACAUGAGCUGGUCCAGGUUCUAUUUAAGAGUGUCUGGCCCAGUGCUCCAUUUGUCUUGAUAGAUGUGGAGAGUCAACACCUUUAGUUUGCUCCACCGUUUCCUAUUAAAGAUGUUUUUCAUUUCAGGUUGAAGCUUCUUUCUGAAGAGAGCUUAUUUUUUAAAAUGAAUCAAUACAAGCAAACAAGAUCGUUUCCGGGGAUUGGUAUGGCAAAUACCUUACGAUUUGCCUGGACUGAAAAGGAGAUGGAGCCGUGGAGUAGAGAGACAUUUGGAAGGACCAUUUUGAUGGGAUGCCUCAGGAUAGAGGUGAAGGAAGUGCUCUGCCUUCAAGGGAACCCGAAUGAGAAGGCUUUCGAUGUGACGUUUCACAAAGAACAAAAACAUGACGAAGUAAUGAAGAUGGCAAAGGAAGCGGAGAAAAAGGGACCCCUGUGCCAUUAUGCGGUGACCAGCCUGGCAAAGAACAACUUCAGGGUGGUCACCGUAACCAUGUACAAUCCGCACGUGAAGGACGAAGAAGUGAGGGCCUUUCUGGGGAGGUACAUGGACAAUGUCUCUUCAGCGAGGUACCUCAGGGACUCCCUGGGUUUCUGGAAUGGGAAGAGAGGCUUCCAGGCGUUACUCAGGGAGUCCCCGAAGAGUGUGGAUGGCUACCUCCAUCCUCCGGCGAUGUUCUCCCUGGGGGCUGACAGGGGAACACUCUACUAUGCACGUCAGCCCCCGUUCUGCAGGCGUUGUAUGGCCUAUGGCCAUAUCCUGGCCACGAGCAGCGCCAAGAGGUGUCGGUUUUGUGGGUCGGAAGAGCACGAGGCCAGGGAGUGUGACGAGCCCAAGGCUUGCCACGGGUGUGGCUCAAGAGCACACCUGUGGCGUGAUUGCCCGUCUCGUCACAGGUCAUACGCGUCUGCAGCUGGGGGAGGAGCGGGGGAUGGGGGGAGGAAAGAGAGGACGCAUGCGGAUUGUACGGAUGGCACAGGGGAAAGGACGGAGAAGGACGAAGAAGGGAAGAAGGAAGAGGCGAAAAGAAAGAGGAGUGAAGAUGGAAAGAAGGAAAAAGAAGGAGAGAAGAAAAAGAAGGCGGAAGAACAGGAAGGAGCGGAGAAGAGGGAGAGUGGGACAGUGGUGCGAGAAGGAGUGGAAGAGGGAGUGGUGACAGUGACGGGGACGGAGGGAGUGGAUGACUCCAGUGAGGGGUCGGUGGGCUGUUUGCUAGAGGGAUCCCAACUCCUGUUUGAGGAGAUGGGGUCCCCUACAUGCAGCCCCGAGGCAAACGGGGAGGGGGGGGUGGUGGGUGGGGAGGGAGGACCCAACACACUGCCUGGGUCAUGGGUUGGGAUGGAGGACGGGGGGGCGUCAGGAGAUGAGAGGACGUCCCCGCCGGUGGAGAUGGACCAGGGGAGCAUCGGGUGA